AUGACAGAAGGACUCAAAUUUGUUAAAUAUGUUCUCUUAAAAUAAGAAAAUGAUCCACUUGAAUAUUGUGUUUGUACUCUACCAAUCUCAUCAAAUAUUGGAAUUCCUCAAUUUCCUUGUGAAUUACCUAAUAAUUUUAAUCUUUUUCAAUCAAAUGAAAUAUUUUCAUAAUUAGGAAUGGUAUAUGUAAUUUUGAUUUCUCUCAGAAAAUAAUGGAUAUUGAAUUAGAAGAAAACCAUAAAUUAAUGAGGAAAAUUUGUUGUCUUAGUUUGAGACCCUUAAAUAUUACAUCAAGAGAUUUUAAUAAUAACAUUCCAAUAUAAACAUAAAGAAAAUUUGCAAUUCCUUUAAUAUAGAAAAAUGAAAUGAAAGUUAAAUAUGAUGGUGAAUAUGCAGGUAAAUUUUUUUAAGAAUAAUAUUGCUCUUUUAUGAAAGGGAUUUUUCAUUAAUUAUUCAUUUAUGAUAGUAAUGAGUACCUACCUUAUUUAUGA
Molecule: messenger RNA, 491 nt
Organism: Paramecium pentaurelia
Lineage: Eukaryota; Ciliophora; Oligohymenophorea; Peniculida; Parameciidae
Source: the annotation of a GenBank genome assembly